Lycium barbarum (goji berry) is the source of this 2088-nucleotide messenger RNA. RefSeq lists its product as uncharacterized. Bases 1 to 2088 code for a protein of 695 amino acids. The transcript is spliced from 2 exons. The record is from RefSeq and is a predicted model, not a curated record. Lineage: Eukaryota; Viridiplantae; Streptophyta; Magnoliopsida; Solanales; Solanaceae.
AUGACUGAGGAAAUCAGAAAUGAACAAAUUGCUUCGCCUCAAGGGUCCAGAAGGAAUAGCAACGAUGAUGAAGCAGAAAACGGGGUACAGGUAGCUAGAUCAAAUUUGGACAGGAUAUUUGACAUGAUAGAAAAGCAGCAGCAGGCGAUUACGCAGUUGCAAGAUAAAGAUAACAGAGCGAAUGGGUCAAAUAAAGACGACGAGAUACGCACAGAAGGUCAAGGUGAUGGAAAUGAUAGAGGUCUGGAGACAAGCGAAUCCUCAGUGGUUAUGAAAUUACUCCAGGAUCUCAGUAGCCGUAUGGAACAGAAUGAAAAAAAGUUGAAUAUUUUCAAUUCACAGGUAGAUCAGAUUCCUGGAGUGCCCCAGAUCUUGAAGGGACCCGAUUCCAAGAAGUAUGUUCAGUUGCCGUUCCCACCGAGUGCCGCUCCAAAGUUGAUCCCUAAAAGGUUUAAGAUGACAGAUCUUUCAAAAUAUGAUGAAACCAUGGAUCCACAAGAACAUGUGACGGAGUAUACGUGCGCAAUCAAGGGCAAUGAUAUGCAACGGGACGAAAUUGAGUCAGUUAUGCUCAAAACGUUUGAUGCGUUCAUCAAGGCUCAUGCUGGAGCGAAAAAAGUGCAAGCAAGGAAGGCCGAUAUAUUCAUAAUAGCCCAGAAAGAUGACGAGCUGUUGCGGGAGUUCGUGACAAGAUUUCAAAAGGAACAAAUGCUUCUUCUUGCAGUACCAGACGAAUGGGCGGCGGAAGCCUUUACUAAAGGUUUAAAUCCGAGAAGUUCUAGUGCCUCACUGAAAUUGAAGAAAAAUUUGUUGGAGUAUCCUACAGGAACAUGGGCGGAUGUGCAUAACCGGUAUGAGUCAAAGAUACGAGUAGAGAAUGAUCAGUCCAAGCUUUCGGCUGGGACUGUAGGAAGAGUCAAGGGACAUAAAAAAUCAAAAAGAGUAGCAGAUUCGGACUUGAAGGCAUUAAAAGACAGAUAUCAGCCUUAUGGAGCUUUGGAGCGGUUAAAUUGCCGAUCGGAGCGAAGGCAGAAUAAUCUAUAUUUCCCAUCUGUGAGAAGUAGUGGUGACAAGGGUUAUGGUCGCAGACCUUCAAGCAGAGGUUUACAAGAUAAAAAUGCCACUGGGACUUCCUUUGCUAAUAAUGUGGAAAGCCCCAGGUUGUCCGAAUAUAAUUUCAACAUAGAUGCAGCAGAGUUAGUGUUAGCAAUUGGGCGCAUGGAAGGUGCCAAAUUCCCAAAAGGUAUCCUAACAGAUUCUAAUCUAAGGGAUCGGAGGUUGAUAUGCGCAUACCAUCAAACGCAAGGCCAUCAGACUGAAGAUUGUCGUCAUUUGAGAGAUGAAAUAGCACGGCUAUUAAAGGAAGGACACUUGAGAGAAUUCUUAAGUGAUCGGUCCAAGGCAAAUUACGGCAAAAAUAAAGAUACAAAUAAACCUGUAGAACUAGUUAAUCGUCAACAUGUUAUUAACAUUUUUAUCGGAGGAAUAGACGUUGUAGAAACCACCAUCGUGGCUUCGAAGAAAACGAAGGUGUCGGUAAACCAAGAUAACAGAUCCAGGGAUUGCUUACGGAAUGAAGCAAUCACAUUUAAUCAUGAAGACGCAGAGGAUAUUGCUCAUCCACACAAUUUUGCGUUGGUAAUUUCUGUUAAAAUUAAUAAGUUUCUUGUUAAAUGUAUUUUGAUUGAUCCAGGUAGCUCGACCAAUAUAAUCCAAUGGAGAGUGUUAGAGCAAAUGGCUAUACUCGAUCAAAUUGUUCUGGCAGUUCGAGUUCUGAAUGGUUUUAAUAUGGCGAAUGAAACAACAAAAAGAGAAAUCAUCGUACCAGUUGAUGCAUCCAGAAUGGCCCGACUAACAAAUUUUUAUGUCAUAGACUAUGUGAUGAGGUACAAGGCGUUAUUUGGUAGACCAUGGAUACAUGAUAUGGAGGAUGUGCCAUCAACUUUGCAUGUGACACUAAAGUUUCCUACUCCGAAAGGGAUUAACGACAUUCGAGGAGAUCAACCAGCGGCUGAGGAAAUGUUUACGAUUGAGGGAACAUUGAAAAAAAAGAAAGACACGAAGAAUAAAGAAAUAUUUGCUAAAUAG